UCACACCGAAAGCGCCGCUGUGACAGGCUGUCUGUGCGCUCCAACUGAUGCGUCACGCGGAUAGGUGCGGUUUGCGCAGCGCAACUCUCCAGACUGUCCGUGUUUGCAGAAGCGACGCGCCGAGAAGCUUAAAAACCUUUCUGGAAGCAGGCAGAUUUAGACGGUUCAACUUUUUUUUUUUUUUUUUUUUUUUUUUUUUUUUUUGUCGUGUGCAGCUCCAUAAUUUUAGGGGCUUCCCUCUCCCCCCCUCCUCCUCCUCUACUGAUGGUCUUUGUAUCCCCGAAAGCUACAGAACCUCUAGAGACGGAUCACUUGACCACCACCACUGGGCGAUGUGGUGCGGCUGAAAAAGCGUUCGACCUAACACCGUCGGGCAGUAUCCAGGAGCCGGUUACACAAACCCAAAUAUGCGCGUAAUUGGAGCGCACUGGCGAGGCGUCCCUUGCUCUCCUGUCCGGGAAACGUCAUUGUCGUGAUGUUCAAUACCUCGGUAAUUGAGCCCACUUUUGCAAAGAAAGAGGAUAUUGCCGAAGUUAUCAAUGGCACUCUGCUUCUGGUCAGCAACGUGUCCGUCACCACGGUCGGCAGCAGCCCCACGGCCAAGUGGAACGAGUCGUGCGGGGAGCAGCUGCUGGAUUUCGGGCGCCCGGAGAAGAUCAUUAUCGGGGUCAUGCUGGCGAUGAUCACGGCGGUCACCGUGAUGGGGAACACGCUGGUGGUGAUCGCCGUGUGCGUGGUGAAGAAACUUCGGCAACCUUCGAACUACCUUCUGGUGUCCCUCGCAGUGGCGGACCUGUCAGUGGCCAUAGUGGUGAUGCCGUUCGUCAUCGUGACAGAUCUCACUGGCGGCAAGUGGCUGUUUGGGGACUUGUUCUGCAACAUCUUCAUCGGCAUGGAUGUGAUGUGCUGCACCGCCUCUAUCAUGACCCUGUGUGUGAUCAGCGUGGACAGAUAUCUCGGGAUCACACGGCCUCUCACCUACCCAGCACGGCAGAACGGCCAGCUGAUGGCUAAAAUGAUCCUGGGAGUGUGGCUGGUGUCGGCAUCCAUCACCCUGCCACCUUUCUGCGGCUGGGCCAAAAACGUCCACACGGCCGGUGUGUGCCUCAUUAGCCAAGACUUUGGCUACACCAUCUACUCCACAGCCGUAGCCUUCUACAUCCCUAUGCUGGUCAUGCUCUUCAUGUACUACAAGAUUUUCCGGGCGGCUCGCAAGAGCGGCGCCAAGCACCGCUUCACGGACCUGUCCCGGCGCGAGCGCCUGGAGACGGUGGCCAACGAGGCGCUCCGCAUGCAGGGCCUGAAGCCGCCCGGCGUGGCCGAGGAGUGCGCCGCCCUGUCCCGCCUGCUGAACCGCGAGCGCAAGAACAUCUCCAUCUUCAAGCGGGAGCAGAAAGCGGCCACCACGCUCGGGGUGAUCGUGGGCGUUUUUGCCGUGUGCUGGCUGCCGUUCUUCAUCCUGACCACCGCCAGGCCGUUCAUCUGCGGGGUGGAGUGCAGCUGCGUGCCCAUCUGGCUGGAGCGCACGCUGCUGUGGCUGGGCUACGCCAACUCGCUCAUGAACCCCUUCAUCUACGCCUUCUUCAACCGAGACCUGCGCUCCACCUACCGUGACCUUCUCCGCUGCCGCUAUCGCAACAUCAACCGGCGGCUGUCUGCCGUGGGGGUUCACGAGGCUCUGAAGGUGUAAAGCCUGGACGGUUAACCGGCAUACUUUGCGGCCCAGUUUUUUUUAUUUUUAUUUUUUAACUGCACCUGUUGCCUACAAAGGGCAGAGCGCACACAGCAGGCCUGUAGAUAAGACACAGACUGACAGAAAGAAAAAGUUACUGCUGGUCGCUCUUAAGCGCCUCCGCGAAGCCAUGGAGACAGCAGGAUUAUUUCAGUUUGCAGAUGACUCAGUCUUUCUAUUUUAGGAGAAAAAAAACAACAACAAAAAAAACAACAUAGUGGAUCCUUGAUGGGCCACUUAAACUGAAGCUGCUUUUGUGCAUAUGCCAACAAUUACAUCCUGGCUCCUGAUUUAUGGUGUGAUGUUGGAGCAAGAGAAAGAAAUGACAUGUAAACAAAAACAAUUACCCUAGGGCUUUCAGCUACAACAACAAAAAAAAAAUCAUCCAAACAGAUUUCUGUACAUAAACCGAAGUGAUGUUUUAUAGAGACGAGUGUUUUGUUUUUGUGGCACCGUGUCUUUUAGGCCUCCUCAGUUUCUCCGUUGGCACAUAAAUGAACACCUUCAGCAAAGAUUGCAGUCAAUAAUAUUCACGUCCCUUUGUUUCCCGUGGUAGCGUUUACAUGGGACCUCUCAUGCAGUUCCGUAAAAGUCGCAGGGAACCGAAAACAGUCGCUGAGAUCAAGGAGAAGAGAGAGGAGUGGUGUUAUAAAGCGCGCCGUCCUGUCUAGUGAUGGCAUUGCUCUUUAUUGUAAAAGAAGAAGAGGGUUCUGUUGAGUGUCUGCAUGAAACAUUUGUCUCACGUGUCACCGUGCACAUCAACCAAAACAUGGAUUUGAGGGGGAAAAAGAAAAAAAAAGCAAGCGUGAAGAAGUGUUUUCAUGGUUUUGGCCCAACACUGCGGCGCACGCUUGAACUGAACACGACCUCAUUCAUUGACCGUUUGUGUCCUGAACCUUAAUAUUGUGGGUUUUUCUUACUCUUGUCAUCCCGCCUGGAUCGGUCUCAUUCCACAGCAGCUCCUGACCUUUCCACUCGAACAAUCGGUCUGUUCCUGAGACUCUUUGUUUUCCACCGGUUGCCAACAAACGUUUCCACUCCCGCGUGGAAAUCAGGAUGCGGUCACUUCCCCCCCUGACUGCGCUCCCGUUUUAAACUCCGCUGUGACCUGUACAAAAUCCUUGUCCAAUGUCAUCAUCGAACAGUGUGUGCUUUCUCUACCUCAAUUCUUUGGAAAAUACUGUACAUUUGUUAUUGUUUUUUCAAACAUAGAUGUACUGCUGUAUUAUUUUUUUUGACUGCUAUUUUUUAUUAUGUAAAUUAUUCUGUGGAAAACCGCGUAUGAGUGCUCAGUGUGAUCGCUUUGUCGUUAGUUUUAGGAAACCUCCUAGAAAGCGGCAGUGUAUUUCAUCACUUUGUAAAUAAAGAGGCACUUCAAAUUUAACUGUGUCCUAACGGGUACCGUCACAUGUACAGCUCUGAGAAGACUUCCUUUUGCCCAUUUACACAUUUCCACUCUUUGUCCCACUUACUAGAUUCGGAUCACCGUAAGCUUUUUAAAAAAAAUUUUAAAGUUUAGACAAAGAUAAACUCAGUAAGUAUAGACUGCAAUUUUCAGUUCCUGAUUUCAUUUACUGAAAGAAGAAGCUCUCCAAACCAGUCUGGACCCAAAUCAAAAUCCUCUUGUAAAAUCUUGAUGAAACUGAUCAAACCUAAUUUCACCAGAGGGUUAAUGGCACCAGAUUAGGGAUUAGCCUGACAAAUCAAGGAAACACUUAAAGAAAACCUGUCUUACAACAUGGAAUGGGCCUAAGGACUUCAUGCCAUUAACCAAAGAAAGCUAAGAGGAGAUGAGUAAUUGGUGUAGAAUGAGUUACAAAGAGAUGCGUGUAAUCUUGAGAGUCAAACUACAGUGAGAGUCAUUAUCUAGAAGAGGAGAAAAACUUACUUACUUUACACCGAGCCAAGAGGCAAUUUAUUCCUGCGGUGUUUCAGUUGUUGCUCUGGAUUUGUUUUGGACCUUCUUGAUGUGUUUAGACUAAAUUUGGUGGGCUGGGAAGAUUUACCUCUCUCCUAUGUUUUCAUCAGUUGUGGACGAGGCUUUCGCUUUGGUUCAUUGGAGACCCAAUGACUUAGAAAUAGCUUGUUAGCUCUAUUCAGGCUAACUUGACUAAAGAGAUUUGACUACUCACAUCUAAUCCACAUUAUCACCAGAUUGGUUGCAGUAUA
Messenger RNA from Xiphophorus maculatus (southern platyfish), 3901 nucleotides. RefSeq names its product 5-hydroxytryptamine receptor 7-like (gene htr7c). Gene Ontology annotation, cellular component: plasma membrane; dendrite. Gene Ontology annotation, biological process: vasoconstriction; chemical synaptic transmission; smooth muscle contraction. Bases 476 to 1690 code for a protein of 404 amino acids. The transcript has 2 exons. Gene Ontology annotation, molecular function: neurotransmitter receptor activity; G protein-coupled serotonin receptor activity. The record is from RefSeq and is a predicted model, not a curated record. NCBI's taxonomy places the organism in Eukaryota, Metazoa, Chordata, Actinopteri, Cyprinodontiformes, Poeciliidae.